Molecule: messenger RNA, 534 nt
Organism: Hibiscus syriacus
Lineage: Eukaryota; Viridiplantae; Streptophyta; Magnoliopsida; Malvales; Malvaceae
Product: remorin-like
Exons: 5
Coding region: 1-534 (177 amino acids)
Source: RefSeq, a predicted model, not a curated record
AUGGCAGAGGUUGAAGAACCGGAGAAGCUUGAACCCCAAAACCCCUCCGAUCCCUCGCCGCCUGCUCCUGAGGUCGUCAAGGAAAAACCGAUAUUCCACCACCUCCGACUCAAGAAAACCCUGCCCCCGUCCAAAAGGCAGAGACGGAGCAAAAAAGCACGAUGGGUCUAUACUGUGCUGGCUAGAGUUGCGACUGAGAAGCGAAUUUCACUAGUCAAAGCUCGGGAAGAGAGCGAGAAAAGCAAAGCUGAGAACAAAGCUCAAAAGAAGCUUUCAUCUUUAGCGGCAUGGGCGAACAGCAAGAAAGCAGCUCUGGAGGCCGAGUUGAAAAAGAUUGAGGUAUUAUCAAUUCAAGAGCAGAAGGCGGAGUAUGUGGAGAAAAUGAAGAACAAGAUAGCCUUAAUCCACAAGGAAGCAGAAGAGAAGAAGGCAAUGGUUGAAGCCACGCGUGAAGAUGUUCUCAAGGCGGAAGAGUUGGCAGCGAAGUACCGAGCCACCGGAACUACUCCCAAGACCAUUUUUGGUUGCUUUUGA